Molecule: messenger RNA, 4221 nt
Organism: Plasmodium berghei ANKA
Lineage: Eukaryota; Apicomplexa; Aconoidasida; Haemosporida; Plasmodiidae
Product: serine repeat antigen 1
Exons: 4
Coding region: 1-4221 (1406 amino acids)
Cellular component (GO): lysosome
Molecular function (GO): cysteine-type endopeptidase activity
Source: RefSeq, a predicted model, not a curated record
AUGCGUCGUCUUUCCAUUCUUUUUAUAUUAUACGCUUUAUUAAUUCGAAAUUAUGGCCUUGGCGUAAAUGGUGAAGGCGAUACUUCAAGUGAUGUUCCUACUUCAGAUGGUACUGGAGGCGAUACAUCUGGAAAAGAAAAUGUUGAAUUACCUAGCCCCGUGCCAGGUCCUGAACCAGGUACUGCAGGACCAGCUGGCCCUCAAGUAGCUGAACCUAAAGUUGAUACUCAAUCAGUAGAAGGUUCUCAACUAGCGACAUCUCCACCUACUGGAAAUGGAACAAAGUCUGUUGAAAAUCCCACUGAAAUUAGUGGAACUGGACACGAUGGUGGAUCUGAUCAAACUAAACAAGCAGAAACUUCACUUGGUAAAUCUAACGAAGAAACCAUUACACAAAAUCCUCCUCGACAAGAAACCGCUGAUCAAAAUAACCCUGCACAAGAACCUGGAUCAAAGGGUCCCAUACCAUCACCCCCUUCAACAGGUGAAUUAACAGAAACUGGCUCUGAAAUAAAAACUUCUGAACUAGGUAUUGUUGGAUCAGGUGGAUCCCCACAAGAAUCAGCUAAAUCAGAUCAAUCAGAUCAAUCAGCUAAAUCAGAUCAAUCAAAUACUUCUACAUUAACUGGUUCUCAACCUAACACCGAUAAUCAAACAACUCAUACAAAAGGAGAAACUGGAUCAUCAAAUUCCGUACAAUCAAACUCUGAACUAGGUGGCUCAUCAGCAACUGAACCUAAAAUAACAAGUCCUGAAUCAAGCGUCACUGUAUCAAAUGGAUCUUCAUCAGGACCAACUAAACCAAAUGAUUCUACACCAACAUCUCCUGCACCGAGCAACUCUGAUAAAGGUAGUGAUGUACCAGAAAUCAAGAAAUCCGUUGAUACAGAAGGCAAAGGAAGUAAGCCAGAUAGCAAACCUGAUGCUUCCAAUCCCCAAACCGAACAAAGUGAUAAUGCACAUGGGACAGACAGUACAUUAGAAUCUAGUAUCGAGGGAACAGGUAAUACUUCAUUAAAAGAUUCCAAACAAAUAUCCAAAGACGCCGAAAAAACCAAAAAGGUGGUUGAAGGUACGGGAGAACUGGAAAAACCAACCAUAUCUGAUUCCGGAUCAGAAUCUGAUAAAGCAGAAGUAAUUGAGGGUCAAAAAACAUCUGAAAUUCAAGUACCUAGUUCAGAACAAAAUAAUACACAUACAUCUGAUCUUAAGACUGAUCCACAUAGUCCAACUUUACCCCCUUCUGCGGAUAAUCCAGUUUCGACAGAUCAAAACUCUGGAAGUACCCUUGAACUCCCACAAAGCGAUAGUCCAUCUGAAGAACAAUUACCAGAUAGUAUUCGAAUAAUACCUAUUCAAAAUUUUGAUAUAAAAUCGGCCAUGUUAAGGAAUUAUAAAGGAUUAAAAAUUACAGGUCAAUGUAAUUCAAACUUUGUUAUAUUUUUCGUACCCUAUAUAUAUAUUGAGGUUGAUACAAAAUUAAAUCAAAUUUCUAUAAUUUCUACGAAAAAAAAAGUUAAUGGCACAACUGAAGGCGUUCCAACACAAUCAAUAGAUUUCAAAUCUGAAGGUGAUACUUUACAAAAUCAAUGUGGAGAUAAUAAAACUUUCAAAAUAGUAGUUUAUCUUGAUAGUGGUGUACUUUAUGUUAAAUGGAAAGUAUAUGAUUCAUCUACAGAAACCGAACCAAAUACAAAUGUUGAUGUAAGAAAAUACCAAUUAAAAAAUUUAGAAACUCCAAUAACAUCUAUUCAAGUACAUACUGUUAAAAGAACCUUAAAAAAUGUUACCCUUGAAAGUAAAAAUUAUACGAUAAAUGAUAAUCUACCAGAAAAAUGCGAGGCAAUAGCUAGCGAUUGUUUCUUACACGGAAAUGUAGACAUUGAAAAAUGUUACAAAUGUGCAUUGCUAUAUCGAAAGAACCCAUUAACAGAUGAAUGUUAUAAUUAUUUAUCAAAUGAUUAUAAAAAAUUACUAAAUACAGAAGUAGUUACUGCUCAAAGUGAAGAUGAAAUUAAUUAUGAACUUAUGGGACAUAUUGAUAAUAUAUUAGAAGGUAUAUAUAAUAUUGAUGAAAAUAAUAAUAAUAAAGAAUUAAAAAAAUAUGAAGAGUUAAAUGAUGAAAUAAAAAAAGAUAUAUUAUUAUAUUGUAAAGAAUUAAAAGAAUCAGAUGUAAGUGGAACAUUAGAAGAAUUUGUUUUAGGUGAUGUUGAAGAUAUAUUUUAUAAUUUAACAAAAUUGAUAACUAAUAAUACGGAAAUUUCUAUUUCAAAAUUAAAAAAUAAAUUAAUGAAUCCAGCUAUUUGUUUAAAAGAUGUAAAUCAAUGGGGAGAGAAAAAAAAAGGACUAGUAUUACCUGAAUUGAUUUCAAAAGAUUUUGAAAAUUUAAAUGGCAAAAAUAAAAAUGAUGAUACUACAAUGAAUCAUGAAUCUGAUAAAAAAUUACAAGAAGGUUUUGAUGGAGUUAUAGAUUUACCUUUACCACAUGAGAAUGAAUUUGCAGGGUAUACUACAAUAGAAGAUCUUCAAUAUUGCAAUGAUGAAUAUUGUGACAGAUUAAAAGAUAAUAAUAGUUGUAUAUCUAAAAUAGAUGUAGAAGAACAAGGAAAUUGUGCUACAUCAUGGUUAUUUGCAUCUAAAUUUCAUUUAGAUACUAUUGGUUGCAUGAAAGGACAUGAAAAUUUUAGUGCAUCUGCUUUAUAUGUAGUUAAUUGCUCUAAAAAAGAUUCUAAAGAUAAAUGUUUAAUUGGUUCAAACCCAUUAGAAUUCCUUAAUAUAAUUGAUGAAAACAAAUUUUUACCAACUACAUCUAAUUUACCAUAUUCGUAUAAAAAAGUUGGAGAGGAAUGCCCCAAAACUAUGGAUAAUUGGACCAACUUAUGGAAAGAUGUAAAAUUAUUAAAAUAUGAAAAUAAUGAUAAAUCAUUAAAUGCUAAUGGUUAUAUAUCAUAUCAAAGUGAGGAUUUUAAAGAUAAUUUUAGUGAAUAUAUUAAUUUAAUAAAACAAGAAAUUCAAAAUAAAGGUUCUGUUAUGGCUUAUGUUAACUCAAAAUAUAUAACUUCUUAUGAUUUUAAUGGAAGUAAAGUACAUAAAUUAUGUGGAUCUGUUACUCCAGAUAUGAUAGUAAAUAUAAUUGGAUAUGGAAAGUAUAUUAAUGAAAAUAAUGAAGUUAAAUCAUAUUGGAUAGUUAGAAAUAGCUGGGGUAAACACUGGGCAGAUGAAGGAAACUUUAAAGUUGAUAUAGAAACUCCAGAAAAUUGUAAACAUAAUUUUAUUCAUACAUUUGCUACAUUUAAUAUUUAUAUUCCUUUUGUUAAAAAAAGUAUUCAAAGUGAAUCAGAAAUUAAUCUUUAUUAUUCAAAAAUAUCUCCUGAUUUUUACAAUAAUUUGUACUUCAAAAAUUUAGAUGCAGCCGACACAAGUGAAGAUUCUAUUAUUGAAGGACAAGAUGAACCUGCCUCAAUUUCUACACAAGAAGAAACACAUCAACCAACUGGAGAAGGAAACCAAGAAGAAUCAAAAUUACCCGAAGAAAAAACACCAAAAGAAGUUGGUAGAUCAGAAAUACCAUCAACAGGCACGCAAGAAAAAUCUCAAGAAUUAGAACAACAGCCACAGCCACAGCCACAGCCACAACCACAGUCACAACCAGAACCACAAGCAAAAGUGGAAGGACAAGGCCAAGUGGUGGAACAAGCACAGGGACAAGUGCAGGAACGAGAACAACCCAAUGGUGGUAAACAAGUAUCUGGCACAGAAACUACAAAAAAUGUAACUGGACAAGAAGAAACACAAGUAAAUAGCACUGGAGCUGAAUCUAGCAAAGCAAAAGCGCCAUCGACAUCUGUUAAUUCUUCUGAACAACAAACGGGUAAAGUUACUGAACAACAACCUGCUCAACAAACUUGUCAACAACCUGCUCGAGCACAAAUCCCAAAUUUUAUACCCCAAUUACAAGUGGGUAUAAGACUAGAAUUUAUGCAUAUAUUAAAACAAAUAAAGAAUGGUAAAGUAAAAAUGAAUUUAGUUAAAUAUGGAAGUGAGUUAAGUAUGAUUGAUGAUCGUAUUUGUUCAAGAGUUUAUGCUAUCAAUCCUGAAAAAAAAAAUGAAUGUGAGCAAUUUUGUGCUGCGAAAUGGAGUAUAUGCCAAUUUGAUAUUUCACCAGGAUAUUGUUUAGCUAAAUUGUACAAUUCAGACGAUUGCUACUUUUGUUAUGUGUAA